Molecule: messenger RNA, 2235 nt
Organism: Myotis lucifugus (little brown bat)
Lineage: Eukaryota; Metazoa; Chordata; Mammalia; Chiroptera; Vespertilionidae
Gene: HS6ST2
Product: heparan sulfate 6-O-sulfotransferase 2
Cellular component (GO): membrane
Molecular function (GO): heparan sulfate 6-sulfotransferase activity
Source: RefSeq, a predicted model, not a curated record
AUGCACGACCUCCGGAGACGCUGGGACCUGGGCUCCCUCUGCCGGGCCCUGCUCACUCGGGGCCUGGCAGCGCUGGGCCACUCUCUGAAGCACGUGCUCGGUGCGAUCUUCUCCAAGAUUUUCGGCCCCCUCGCCAGCGUCGGGAAUAUGGAUGAGAAAUCCAACAAGCUGCUGCUGGCUUUGGUGAUGCUCUUCCUAUUUGCCGUGAUCGUCCUCCAAUACGUGUGCCCCGGCACAGAAUGCCAGCUCCUCCGCCUGCAGGCUUUCAGCUCCCCGAUGCCGGACCCGUACCGCUCAGAGGAUGAGAGUUCGGCCAGGUUCGUGCCCCGUUACAAUUUCAGCCGCAGCGAUCUCCUGCGCAAGGUAGACUUCGACAUCAAGGGCGAUGACCUGAUCGUGUUCCUGCACAUCCAGAAGACCGGAGGUACCACUUUUGGCCGCCACCUUGUGCGCAACAUCCAGCUGGAGCAGCCUUGCGAAUGCCGCGUGGGUCAGAAGAAAUGCACUUGCCACCGGCCGGGUAAGCGGGAGACCUGGCUCUUCUCCAGGUUCUCCACGGGCUGGAGCUGCGGGUUGCACGCCGACUGGACCGAGCUUACUAGCUGCGUGCCCGCCGUGGUGGAUGGCAAGCGCGACGCCAAGCUGAGACCGUCCAGGUGGAGGAUUUUUCAGAUUCUAGAUGCAACGAGUAAGGAUAGACGGGGUUCUCCAAACACUAAUCCAGAUGCCAACUCUCCAUCAUCUAAAAAGGCGCGGAACACAUCUAAGAGUGGGAAGAACUUCCACUAUAUCACCAUCCUCCGAGACCCAGUGUCCCGGUACUUGAGUGAGUGGAGGCAUGUCCAGAGAGGGGCCACAUGGAAAGCAUCACUGCAUGUCUGCGAUGGAAGGCCCCCAACCUCUGAAGAGCUGCCCAGCUGCUACACUGGUGAUGACUGGUCUGGCUGCCCACUGAAAGAGUUCAUGGACUGUCCCUAUAAUCUGGCCAACAACCGCCAGGUGCGCAUGCUCUCUGACCUGACCCUCGUAGGCUGCUACAACCUCUCUGUCAUGCCCGAAAAGCAAAGAAACAAGGUCCUCCUAGAAAGUGCCAAAUCGAAUCUGAAGCACAUGGCAUUCUUCGGCCUCACUGAGUUUCAGCGGAAGACCCAAUAUCUGUUUGAAAAAACCUUCAACAUGAACUUCAUUUCGCCGUUUACCCAAUAUAAUACCACUAGGGCCUCUAGUGUAGAAAUCAAUGAGGAAAUCCAAAAGCGGAUUGAGGGACUGAAUUUUCUGGAUAUGGAAUUGUACAGCUAUGCGAAAGAUCUCUUUCUGCAAAGGUAUCAGUUUAUGAGGCAGAAGGAUCAUCAGGAUGCUAGGCGGAAGCGUCAGGAACAGCGCAAAUUCCUGAAGGGAAGGUUCCUUCAGACCCAUUUCCAGAGCCAGGGUCAGGUCCAGAGCCAGAAUCCGAGUCAGAAUCAGAGUCAGAACCCAAAUGUGAGUGCAAAUCAGAACGUGACUCAGAAUCUGCUUCAGAAUCUGCUUCAGAAUCUGACUCAGAGUUCGAGUCAGAAUUCAAUCCAGAAAGAAAACCGGGAAAGCCCGAAGCAGAACCCAGGCCAAGAGCAGAGCGAUAGCAACACCAGCAAUGGCACCAAUGACUACAUAGGCAGUGUAGAGAAAUGGCGUUAAAUGGCUCCCAAAGGCUUUUGCGCACUCUUCCCAAAGCGCCAGAAAAAAUAUGGCAAAUCUGAAAAGAUGAGAGUGUCCAAACACAUCUUGCUUCCUUAAAUUUGGAAGCUAAAAAAAGUUAAGAUGUUGCCUUUACAGUUGCCUUUCAAUUAAAUGUUAUACUGUGCGUGGGUAGAACAAAUUUCAAUAUGUAAUUAAAUUGCCCCCCUUUUUUUUGGUUUGUUGGACUAUUUAUACAAUCCAAAAGCCAAACCAGACUCACCAGAAAUUUCUCUUUAGAUAUUGUAAGAAAUUCUUAAAUUCGUUAUAAAGACAAAAUGUGACCACUUAACUUACUGCUAAAAAAAAGGACUUUAAAUUAUUUAUGAUACACUGUUAAAACUCAGUCUUAGAAGCAUUUUUUUUCAGGGGUUAGCAUGAAUAUAAACAUACAAAGCCUAAAAUUAAACACACAACCUUUCGUUUUCUACAUUUUACCAAAAUAUACAAAAUGAAAAAUUUCUCUCCCAAACAUGGAUAGUUUUAUGUAAAAGUAUUGGCUUUUCAAGUAGAACAGGAUCA